Molecule: messenger RNA, 1404 nt
Organism: Hydra vulgaris (swiftwater hydra)
Lineage: Eukaryota; Metazoa; Cnidaria; Hydrozoa; Anthoathecata; Hydridae
Source: RefSeq, a predicted model, not a curated record
AUGAGUAAUUCUUAUCUUACACUUGGAUUCGAUGCAACAACACAAGAAGGUGUUCAUAUCAACACAGUUCAUCUGACAUAUAAAAACAACUGUCAGGUCAUUGCUCUGGACCAGUUACCAGUUGGAACAGCUGUUCAUCAUGAAAGCCAUAUAUGUGUUAUUCAAUCUGAAAACUUGUAUUUACCUGAAGCUGUAGCUGAAACUAUUAUUAAACCUAAUAUCGGCCAAAAUUAUCGAUUGCUGCAUUUAAACAAUGCUGGUCGAAAACCAAAACCAAAUGUUGGAAGGCCAGGAACUUUUAAAAGAUGGACACAAUUUACCCUUAAUCUGUUUCUUGAAUCUUUGCCUUUACCAUUGAAACAAGAUCAAUUAUCUGAUAAUGAUUGUCAGCAUUCUUUUUGUAGCCUAUGCAUUAUAUUGCUUAUUAAAGGUAAACUAGAAAAGGAAGCAAAAUGUCCUAUAUGUUCAAGUUUUAUCAUGGUUAAUAGCCUUUGCAGUUCUGUAUAUGUAUUGGAAAUGAUAAAACAUUCAUAUAUUGCAUGCAAACUUUGUAAAAAAAAAGUUCUUUUCAAGGACACAUAUGAGGUUCAUGAUUGCCAAAAAGAUCAUUUAAAAAGCAAGCACAGCACAAUCAUUGAUGAUUUCUAUAAAGUCAAUAAAUCAAGUGAUGUUCCUCAAAAUACCGAAGCUGCAGUUGUGCAUGUGAUUAAGCAAAAACUUGAGCAUUCAAAAACAACAACAAUAGAGUUUUUAUCUGGUGGGCCAAGACCUCUUUGCUUAACUGUAACACCUAAAGCUUACAAGGAAAGUGCAUCAUGCAGUAUAAGUACACUUAAAAAAAGACACAGACUCCUAAUGGAGGAAGUUAAUCAUCAGGUUGGAAAUUCUAAAGAUUCACAAGUAAUGCAAGCUGCAGUUAUGCUAAAAUCAUUUGAUUACUGUCAAAAAAGAAAAAUUUUGCAAAAUGCUAACAUUGGAAUUGUUCAACUUUCUGCCGAGGAAUUGGUUGCUUUUAAAGCUGACGUAGGGAUACCCUGGAAUAAAUUAAAAACAAUGACUAGAUGGUUAAAUUCAAGAAAUGUCCAGACUGCUUCUAACAGUAAACAAAGAGUUGUUGCAAAGACCUGGGCAAGAGAUGAUCUUAUUGUGUUGGAUGAAAAUUUUACAUUUCAAAAUGAAAAUAUCAAGUGUAGUCUUGAAAUCAAACAUGCUCCUUGGGCAUAUAUAGAUAAUCUACCUAAAAAUAUUGAAAAUAUGCUAAAUAUUCUUGAAAGUUUCAAGUUAAUAAAACAUAAUGGACAACAUUUAGUCUUGUGUAAUAAGAGUUUACCCUUUACAUUAUUAAAAACAAAUAAAACACUUCAAGAUAUAAAAUUCCAAAAACGUAGAGUGCUUGUUUAUUGA